Penicillium coprophilum is the source of this 2691-nucleotide messenger RNA. Its product is annotated as putative Ras guanyl-nucleotide exchange factor RasGEF. The record is from RefSeq and is a predicted model, not a curated record. Gene Ontology annotation, molecular function: guanyl-nucleotide exchange factor activity. Gene Ontology annotation, cellular component: plasma membrane. The coding region runs from base 1 to 2691 and encodes 896 amino acids. The transcript has 6 exons. Gene Ontology annotation, biological process: positive regulation of GTPase activity; Ras protein signal transduction. NCBI's taxonomy places the organism in Eukaryota, Fungi, Ascomycota, Eurotiomycetes, Eurotiales, Aspergillaceae.
AUGAUCUCGCAGACCCGCCGAGAAAGAGCUCACAGUGACAAAGCUCAGGCAAUGGCUACAGCUCCGCCACGACCAGGGAUGGGAGGUCGCACUUCUUCAGCUCCAGGAGGCAUUUAUAAACUCGAUCUGGUGCAGAAGCCAGGAGUUGGCACGAAAUCUGAAUCCACGUUGGUGGAAGAGGAUGAGGGGUCGCCAAUUACAGGCGAACCGAUGAAGCGCACAGGAGCUCGUCAGCAGGGGGAGGAAUCUCCCAAGGGCGGUUUCCCCGAAGUGACGAUUGCGGUCGCCGGCGAAGAAAAUGCCGGCAAGAGCAGCUUUGUCAAAUGUGCGCUGGAUAUGAAGAACCUGCCUGCUUCCAAUAUGAACAAGAAGAAAAUGUCAUUGAACGGAUCGGUCUACAUUGUGCAUCUGAUGGAGGUCGACUUGACACAGGUUCAAUUCGACCAAGACAAGAAGAUCAUCUGGCCGCGUACAGGACAAGGCAAAUCUGCACCAGUCAUUGAUGGGGUUCUGGUUCUACAUGAUGCCACCCAGCCGGAUCGACUAUCUUUAACAACGAACCUCAUUGAAUCAUUGGCUGCCUCGGAUCUCCCUUUCUUGCAGGUUGCCUGCAAAUGCGAUGUCAACCCCGAACCUUUGGAAGGGAGUGAAGUGGAUGCAAUCCAUGAUCGAUAUGAGAUCUAUCGAACAUCGUUUUCGUCACCUCGAUCUCAACAUCUUUCUUCUCAUAUUACUUCACCGAGAUCACCUAAACCUGUUCAAAAUUGGCAUACUCGUGCCAACUCGGAAAAUCCAUCGUUCACAGCCGGAACGGCCUCAGAUCAAUGUGUCGAUGGGGAUGGUGAGAACCGUCUCGCAACCGACGGAGACUAUUCGCAGCAUACGGCGAAUUCCCACCGUUAUGCCCGCAGUAAUUCGCAACCGGUGCGACCGCAAACUCCGCCAUCCGGAGCGCGUUUAAAUACCCGCAUGCCGUCAGCACAAGAACAAGACUCCCCAAAUCACGAGAGCCGGCAGCAACGAUUGCAUACCGCUUGGCGACACAGUGGAGGAUCAGACGCUUUUAACAGUUUCUUAAACAUGGACGACGAGGUAGACGAUGGGCAGAGCCGGCCCCCGAGCCCUGACGCAGUUGUAAGGCCAAAGCCGAGCAGCGAGAGCAACUCGAGCGCAGAGACGGGUCUAUCGUUCGAUGAGCUAGUGGAUCGUUUGAUUUCCUUGCCAAUGUCGAAACAAGAUCAAAAGUUUCGCUCUAUAUUCCUAUGUCUGUAUAGGAAAUUCGCCGCCCCUGCAAGUCUCCUAAGUGCCUUGAUAAGCCGCUUCGAACGAAACGAGAUGAGCAACGACGAUCAACUGGCUCGCAUGGCGGAUCAACUGCGGUUGCUUGAUGUCAUGGCUCAAUGGGCAUCGGACUAUCCCGGAGAUUUCGCUCAUCCCAAACUUCGCAAACGGAUCAUUGAGUUUGUCGCUAUACUCGAAAAGAGCCAUUUCUACAUGUUCGCUGCCAAAGAGAUCGGGUCGCAAUUAGACUCAAAUGCAGAAGACGAUGAUCUUGGUUGGGCAUACGGAGAUGACGGUGAUUCCGAUGAGUCGCAAUUGGUUGAGACAUUUUUCGACAAUUCCGGUCGAAGUUCCCCAGCCGCGGCUCACAUAGGCGCUGACUCUGGCACCAACACUUACGAUACCGAAGAAGAACAAGACCCCAUCUAUAGUAUGAGUGCGCUGGAUCUCAGUACUGGGCCGCAUGAUUCGACAUCACGGCUCUCAGGCACUCUUUCGGUCUCCUCGAAUACCGACAAACCCAAUAGUAUCACCAGCCAGUCAUUUACGUUGUUGAGCCUUGAAGCAGCCCAAAAAGAGGCUUUGCGUCUUGAAUUAACAAACAAGAUUUCACUGAACAAACUUCACUGGCGGGUUUUCAUGGAUACCCCAGAGGAGGAGUUCGCACGAGAACUGACACGGAUUGACUGGAUCAUGUACAACUCAUUCCGACCCCGUGAUCUUGUGCGUCACGUCAGUCUCUCGGGCAUAGACAAGGAUAAGGUGAAGAGCUUGACGAACGUUAAUCGGAUGAUUAAGCAAUUCAAUCAUCUGGCCUUCUUCGUAGCCAGCUUGAUUCUCUUGCGCGACAAGCCUAAGCAUAGAGCCCAGGCGCUAGAGAAGUUCAUGAACAUCGCAGUGAAACUUCGACGCCAAAACAACUAUAACUCCUUGGGUGCUGUAAUCGCCGCCAUCAACGGCACCCCUGUCCACCGCCUCACCCAAACUCGAGACCUGAUUCCCAUCCCAGCUCAGAAAGAGUUUAUGCGUCUUGUCAUCCUCAUGAGCACCCAAAGAAGCCACUUUGCAUAUCGCCUUGCCUGGGAGAAUUCAUUCUCCGAGCGAAUCCCAUUCCUACCUCUUCACCGUCGCGACCUUGUCUCUGCCGAAGAAGGCAACAAGACAUUUAUCGGCGAGAAUAAAUCUCGGAUCAACUGGAAGAAAUUCGAGGUCAUGGGCGAGGUCGUUCUUGGCGUCCAACGAAGCCAGAAGAGUCCUCAUCCCCAGGCUCAGAAGUUUGAUGAUGUCGAACGACUGAUCCUGGACACGAAGCUCUCUGGAGACGAAGAGGACUUGUAUGCCCGUAGCUUGCACGUCGAACCGUCCACGGGAGCUGAGGGACGAAGGAAGUUUGGCUGGCUGCGCUCUUAA